Molecule: messenger RNA, 2151 nt
Organism: Trichobilharzia regenti
Lineage: Eukaryota; Metazoa; Platyhelminthes; Trematoda; Strigeidida; Schistosomatidae
Source: the annotation of a GenBank genome assembly
AUGCAGGUCGACAGCCUCAAAAAUCUUCAAACUAAAAUGAGGAAUGAUGAAAGAAACCACUCGUUGACAAAAAAGUAUUUAACUGAUGAUAUUGUCAACAAGUAUCAAGCAACGAAAACAAGUUUGGGUGGUACACUAGCUCAAUGCGUAAAUACAAAUGCGCAUAAUCCUGGAGCCCUGUUACCACGAGCAUGCGACCUAAAUGCAUACGAGACGUUCAAGGAUUUCUUUGAUGCUGUAAUUGCUGACUACCACAAGGUUCCAGAUGGUAAAAUUCAUCAUCCGAAGUCAAACUUUGGUGAUAUCAAAAGCCUAUCAUUUUCUGAUUUGAGCACCUAUGGAAAUUUGGUUGUAUCCACCAGAGUACGCCUUGGCAGGACAGUUGAAGGAUUCGGCUUUGGACCUACUCUUACUAAGGAAACUCGAAUUGAGUUAGAGAAAAAGAUUUCUACUGCCCUAAAGGGUUUAACUGGAGAAUAUGAAGGCACUUAUUACCCCUUGACCAAUAUGAAAGAAGAGGAUAGAGUCCAACUAGUGAACGAUCAUUUCCUCUUCAGAAAUGAUGACAGUGUGCUAAGAGACGCUGGUGGAUACAUCGACUGGCCUAAUGGUCGUGGUAUAUUUAUCAAUAAACAAAGGAACUUUUUGGUAUGGAUCAAUGAAGAAGAUCACAUUCGCGUUAUCUCAAUGCAAAAAGGUGGUGAUCUAAUUGAAGUUUACAAGCGUUUAGCUGGAGCAAUACAAGAAUUGUCGAAAUCACUGAAAUUCGCCUUUAGUGAUCGUUUUGGUUUCAUCACAUUCUGCCCAUCGAACUUAGGUACUACAUUAAGAGCUAGCGUCCAUGCAAAAGUGCCAAUGCUUGCUUCAUUGCCUAAUUUCAAGGAAAUAUGUGAGAAGCAUGGUAUUCAAGCUCGUGGUACUCAUGGUGAACAUACAGAAUCAGUCGGUGGUAUCUACGACUUGAGCAAUAAACGUCGUCUUGGUCUUACUGAACUUGAAGCUGUAACUGAAAUGCACACUGGUGUUCGUGCUCUCCUUGAACUUGAAAUUAUGCUGCAAGAAUACAACAAAGGCGCACCAGCUGGAGUUAUGCCAGUUGAACCUUUAACUUAUCUGGCAAAACUUUUGGAAGGUGCUCCAAUUGAGAAGUGUUACACUCGAAAAUGUUUAACUCCUGAAAUCAUUAAGAAAUACGAUGGAAAACGAACUACUCAUGGUGCUACUCUAGCACAUAUGAUACGUAACUGUGCAUACAACCAUCGUUCUAUAUGCCCAAGAACUGGUGAAGCCGAGUGCUAUUCAACAUUUGUUGAUUACUUGGAUCCAUUGAUUUGUGCAUAUCAUAAUGUCAAAGAUCCUGCAUUUAAACAUCCUGCACCAACAUUUGGUGAUUUGUCAAAACUUCCAUUCGGUGAUCUUGAUCCGUCUGGUAAAUAUAUUGUGUCAACACGUGUUCGUGUUGGCCGUAGUGUUGAAGGCUUUUUAUUCCCAACUAUUAUGAGUAAAGAAGAACGUAUAAAGCUGGAACAGGUUAUCUCUGGUGCAUUGAAAGGAUUGACCGGUGAACAUGCUGGAACAUAUUACCCAUUAACUAACAUGAAAGAACAGGAUAGAAAACAAUUAGUUGAAGAUCAUUUCUUGUUUAAAAAUGAUGAUCCUGUUUUACGCGAUGCUGGUGGUUAUCGUGACUGGCCUACUGGACGCGGAAUUUUCCACAACAAUGCAAAAACUUUCCUUGUUUGGGUUUGUGAAGAAGAUCACAUGAGAAUUAUUUCAAUGCAAAAAGGCGGAGAUUUAGCUAGCGUCUACAAACGCCUGAUUGAAGGAAUUAACGCCAUCGGAAAGAGUAUGAAAUUUGCACACAGUGAUAAAUAUGGUUACAUCACUUGUUGUCCAUCCAACCUGGGUACAUCUAUGCGUGCCAGUGUAUUGUUGAAGAUACCAAAACUUAGUGCUCAACAGAAAAAGUUAGAUGAAGUCUGUGCACAAUAUAUGCUACAAGCUAGAGGUUUAUACGGGGAACAUACAGAAUCACCAGAUGGAACAUAUGAUAUCAGUAAUAAACGUCGUCUUGGCUUGACUGAAUUACAAGCUGCUCAAGAAAUGGCUGAAGGUGUGGCUAAAAUGAUUGAAAUUGAAAAAGGAUUGUAA